Molecule: messenger RNA, 2824 nt
Organism: Orussus abietinus
Lineage: Eukaryota; Metazoa; Arthropoda; Insecta; Hymenoptera; Orussidae
Gene: Rh50
Product: ammonium transporter Rh type A
Exons: 11
Coding region: 1081-2535 (484 amino acids)
Biological process (GO): ammonium transmembrane transport; ammonium homeostasis
Cellular component (GO): plasma membrane
Molecular function (GO): ammonium channel activity
Source: RefSeq, a predicted model, not a curated record
ACUCGGAGCAAACUCGCCUCUUCUCGCGCCCUUGCUUUAAAAUCGCCUAAUUCCGAAAAAUCACCGUCGCCCACGUGGUCGACGUAAAUAAACAAAAGAAACAAAAUCGCACAAAAACGCCUCUUCUCGUGGUAAAAAGGAAAUAUAGGCUCGAGCAAUUAAUAAUUUAAUCGGUAGUAAAUAAAUUGCAUCGCGUGGCGGAUCGAGCCCCCGGCGGUGAUUUGUCAAAAAUCCUAAGGAAAUUAAUUAGUUGUUUAAUACCCUCGGGGUUUGUUCUCCAAAGUCAAUUUUGACGUUCAACCUUUUUCGCGGACUUUUAAAGAAUUGAUCGCAGUCGCCGAGUUUUGCGUGAAAUUUGCAAAAGCUGCGCAAAGGGAGGUAUAGAAGCACAUCGUACGUCCUCUCCUUUAUUCAUGUGUUUGGAUUCGUUUCACGUCGCGUGUCGCCGAUUUAUUUCUCCGAGACAAGGAGAGCGACAAAAAGUCGAAUAAAGGCACAAAUGAUCGAUGCGACCCCGAUUACUAUCGACGAGUCGCUUUGACUCGGAUAUCAAUCGAAGUCAGUUUUCCGCGAUUUUCCGGCGCGAAAGGCGCCCGUGCAAACCUCUCCGAAGAGUCAGGGUUUUUUUUUUUUUUUCAAUCACAGAGUGCGGUUUUGCCGUAAAGCAUUGAAUUCGGAGGACUUACGGGUUUACGGUCGAAGCGACGCGUAGGUACAGGGAACGCUGUUUGCGAAAGCCCCAGUGGAAACCGACGAGCCCGAAUUUGCGAAAAUCGUCAUUCAAAGCCGCGGCCGUGCCUCUCUCGCGUAAAGCACGCGUUGUCGUGAUCGUUGACUGUAAUUCGCCGUCAAAUCCGUCGACAUUGAGCGAAUAGCGCAUAUCCGUUAGGGUGAUUGGAGCGGCGAGGUCAGUUCGCAUUGGACGGCCGACCGGAGCAAUCGCCGGAAGGGCCGAUCGAAAUCUGCCGAGGUAAUCCUCGAGCAAAUCUCGCUCGGAAAGGCUAGGAAAAGCUAGGAAAAGCGGCGAUUCUUGGUCGAGCGAACUCGCUUGUUAGGCGGCCAAACGAGCACCCAUUGAACAUGGCAAAGGUAACGUUUUCGCAGUGCUCGGAGAACCGGCAGGUGAUGCUGCUGGUGAUAACGCAGGUAGUGGUUAUCGCGCUGAUGGCCACGCUGACGACCUACGGACCGGAGGCGAGUCCAACUCCGUCGAGAAAUCACUUGGGUGCAGGAGGUAAAUCCGACGUUAAGUCAUCCAGGAAUCCGAUGCGAAUUUAUUCGAAUGUCCACGUGAUGAUCUGGAUCGGAUUCGGCUUCCUGAUGACUUUCUUGCGCCGCUAUGGCCAGAGCGCCGUAGGCCUGACCUUCCUCACCGGCGCCAUAUUGGUGCAGGUCGCCAUCCUCUGCGAUGGAGUCGCCAAUUGGAGGAAAUCCGAAAAAGCCCCACUGUCUCUGCAAGGAUUGCUGAGCGCCGACGUAGCCGUGGCAGCGCCCUUGAUUUCCAUGGGAGCUCUUCUGGGCAAAACGACCUACAUGCAGCUCAUUUUCAUGGGCAUCCUGGAACUGAUCGUGUACACCGUGAACAAGCACAUCGGCGAGCACCAUCUGAUGGCAGUCGAUGCCGGGGACAGCAUGUACGUCCACGCCUUUGGAGCUUACUUCGGGUUGGCCGUCAGCUUCGUCUUCGGGGUCAGGGACAAGCCCAAGGAACACCCCCUGGAGGGCCCCUCGUACCAGUCGGACAUUUUCGCGAUGAUCGGUACCGUUUUCCUGUGGCUCUUCUGGCCCUCCUUCAACAGCGCCUCCCUGGAGGGGGAUGACCAGCAACGGGCCAUCAUCAAUACCCUCCUAUCGAUCGCGGCGAGCUGUGUGAUCGCUUUCGCAGUUUCCGUCUUGGUCUCGAAGGAGAGCAAGUUCAAUAUGGUCCACGUGCAGAACUCCACCCUUGCGGGAGGUGUCGCCAUCGGUACUGCGGCAGGGAUGAUGUGCGAGCCCAUCGGAGCUCUGGUGGUCGGAUGCGCUGCCGGUGCACUUAGCGUACUUGGGUACAAGUACCUUACGCCAAUAAUCCAGAAACGACUGAGAAUCCACGACACCUGCGGCGUCCACAACUUGCACGGGAUGCCGGGGGUCCUCGCGGGACUCUUCGGCGCCCUCAUGGCCGCCAUCGCUACGGAAACGACCUAUGAUUAUUCCCUCUACGAGAUCUUCCCGGCCAGGGCGCCGAACUCGGAGGUGAAGCUCGCGGAAAUGAGGGACAAUUACGGGAUAUCGGCGGGACUUAAUAGGACGGCCGGACAGCAAGCGGCAUAUCAAUUAUUGGCUCUGUUGGUCACUCUGGGGUUAGCCGUUGUUUCGGGGUUAAUUACAGGACUGAUUCUGCGAGCGUCGUUGUGGGGCUCCAUAGCGGAGGAGCAAAAGUUCGAUGAUUCCGUUCACUGGGAACUCGAGGAGGAAGCGGGCCAUGAUUUAUCGUCGAAGAGCAAAGAGGGAAGCAGUCGAGUGAUCGAUCAGCUGCCGAUGGCACACAUCUAAUCCCUGAAUCCCCCUCCUCUGCGUUCUCUAAAAUCGAAAAGGUGAUUGUGUACGCAAGUCGCAUGGCCGUAGCCAAGUGACGUGUUCGUUUGAAGAUAGAAAAGAAUUUUCUACGAAACCCAAUGGGCAAGUUACCGCAACCAGUACGCGAGCAGAUGUCCUUGUUUUUUCUUUUUUUCUUUUGCGACGUAGUUUAUUCAAGUUUUCUAUAAAAUAUUCUGUUAAAUCUAUCUAUACAGUAUAUUAUGUAGACUGUAAAAAGCCAAGUAUAUUCCUACAUUUUCUAUCA